AUGGAUUCACUCCAUAGUGCCCCUAAUGCCUCCCAAAACAGUGGUAUUCCCAGCGCCAACAGUAACAAUGGAAGAAAAAGGAGAAAGUUAAAGAGAAUGAUAUCCUCAUCAGACUCGGAUGAUGAUAUGAUCGAGGUUCGAACGCCCACGAAAUCGAGUUCGAAUGAGGAGAAGAGAGGGUCUGAGAGACCGAAUAGUAACGGAAGCGACGCGAUCAGAACACCCAAAACAGUGAAGAAGCAGAAUGUAGGAAGGGGACAAGUGUCAGAUGGGAGAGAUAACAGCCCCGAAAGAGAGAAGCUGUCGGAGUCCAGAGAUGAAAUGAGGUUGAAAAAGGAAGUGUUGGCAAAAUUGAACUCGUUGGAAAACUUUUACACAACGUCACAGGAGCUGAAAACGUCGAUUCAACAGCAACUUAACACGAGUCUGGACCAGUACAUAGGCUGCAUUAAGACGACGCAGUCGCACGGAGACCUGAGGAAGUUCAGCGACCUGAAGAUGUUCAAGGCGCUUAAAAAUUAUCAGCAGUGCGGAGUGCACUGGCUGUCAGUGGUACACGAAGUGCCCUACGCAUCAGCAAUACUGGCAGAUGAGAUGGGACUGGGUAAAACGGCGCAAGUGUGUGUGUUUCUAGAGUACAUAUAUCGCAUACAUGGUACAAGUGCCACGCCGAACACAAGUUCAAGCAGCUAUAACGGGACGCCGUCAAGUAGAGCAAGCGGCUCUGAAGAGUCGAAAGGAUCAGCGGCUUCGGAUGAGCUGCAAUCAACAAGUCCGAUGAGUACGAAGUCAAACGUGGAGUCGAAUAACUCGAAGGCCCUGAAUGCAUCCCUGAAUACAGCCCUGAAUGCAUCCCUGAAUACAGCCCUGGACACAGCCCUGAAUACAGCCCUGAAUGCGGCCAUGAGAGCAGAAAACGAAGUCACGCCGAUCAGCGCGUACACUAAUACGAACACGAAUACGGAGGGAAGCACGCCGACGACGAGAAGACCAGGAAUAACAAUAAUCAUAGUGCCGCUGAGCGUGAUGAACAAUUGGCUGAGAGAGUUUGAAACGUGGACCAACUUGGGACCGAAGGUGGUGAUAUUCCACGGAAACUACAAGGAAAGAAUGGAGCUCCUGGAGUCGAUUCUGGAGAGAAUGUACAACAGUGAGAUCUACGUCAUCAUCAUGACGCUGGGAAUGUUCAAGGAGGUGAAGAUACUGAAGCACUUUGAGCCCUUCGAGUACCUGGUGAUCGACGAGGCGCACUCCAUAAAGAACCCGAACACGGCGAUGUACAGGAAGCUGCUAUUCUCUCUGGAGUUCAGACACAAGCUUCUGCUUACAGGUGAGUCACAGCUGGAAAAUGAGAUAAGCUACAUACUUACCGCCUACGUACUACUACAGUUACUGGUACACACUGCUGGUACUGGUACCAAAUACUGGUAUUGGUACGCAAUGCUGGUACUGGUACAAAGUACGCCGAUACAGAACACAAUGGACGAGCUGUGCAGUCUUCUGCAAUUCGCAAUGCCCUACUCCUUCGAGUCCUCGAAGAUUAACCAGGCAAUAGAGAAGAUAAUCAGCGACACAGAGUAUAUAUACUCGAUAUACGAAAAUCACGCACUGCUGGAUGAACUGCUGGGAAAAACAGCAGGAGCAACAGAAAGUGGUGAGAAGAGAAAGGCAGUUGAAAGUGAGAAUAAAGGUGAAGAAGUGGUUGACACGCCACUAAAGAUUGCAGAGGUAGAUAGUAGUAGCACUGGUCAACUGGGAGUUAGCGCAAUGGCGGACUCAGGAAUAGCAGAUUCAACAAACGCAAUUACCACAACGAACUCAAGUAGCACAACAGACUCAAGUACCACAACGAACGCAAUUAGCACUACGAGUAGCAGUAGCACAACGAAUGCGAACACGACGAGUAGCAGUCAGGGGAUGGCGAAGAGUGAGCAGGGGACAGAAAGCCAAGAAGCAGUAGGGAAGAUUAAAAAUGAACUAUACACGUGCAUAAACGACAUAAUAGAGCGCAACAUGAAUAGAAUGGAAAUCAGCGAACACCUCAAAAUAAUACAAAAGCUGACGACGCCAUUUAUACUAAGAAGACUUAAGAAAAAUGUGAUGAACGAACUCCCGAAGAAAAACUCAGUGUACGUGCCAUGUGAGAUGGUGGGAGUGCAGCUAGAGAUAUAUCAGCGGUUCUUCACGUCAAGAACACUUAACACAGUAGUGUUGGCAGGAGCAGCCAGCGCUGAGCAAAGCAGAGUGGGAGACAGCGACGAUGGAGAAAAUUCAUGCGCCGAUAGCGAUGACACGAAGUAUGACAUGGAUAACUUGGAAAACACCCUUAAUAGCCCGGACAAGGAGGUGAUGAAGCCAGUGAAGGGGAGUACGACGGAAAAAAUGACAUAUAAAAUAUUUCAACUGAGGAGAAUAUGUAAUCACCCACUACUGGUAAGAGGACUGUACUACACGGAAGAGCAGAUAGAAGAAAUAGCAAAAAUAGUAGUAAAAGCACAAUCAGUACUUGCAUCAAAAGAUAAAAAUAAGGGAAAAGAAAAAGAUAAGGGACAAGGACAAUCAAAAGGAAAACAGUCAGAUAAGAAUAAGAGUAGUCAGAAGGAGAAAAGUGAUGAAAAAAAAAGAAACAAGGAACAGGAGUUGGAAAAAAUGAAACAAUAUUUGUUAUCGCUGUCAGAUUUUGAAAUAUAUAAUGUUUAUCUGUCAAACGUAGGUAGAUCAAAUACAGAUUCGGAUCUGGGAUCAUCAGAGGAGCAAGAAACAGAGCAAGGUGCUAAAGUGGAUGUAAAGUCGGAGGUGAAGGCCUUAGAAGCACCCAGAAAGAAGAAAGAAGUCAAAAUGGGAUCGAGGAGUGGCAGUAGUACCUGUAGUGGAGGGGAUAGCGAUGUCGCUAAGGGAGGUGGUAGUGCCACCAGAGAUCACAGUGAUCAGUCGAGUUCAAGCUCACUGAGUCUGAGCAUUGGGAACCAGUGGGAGAAAAACGAGUACCUGAUAGAAGAGCACCUCUUCUUCGAAAGCGCAAAGAUAAAUAAGAUGUUCGACCUGCUGACGCUGAUACUUAGCAGGAACGAAAACGCGCUGAUAUUCUCCCAGUUCACAAGCUACCUGGACAUCAUAGAAAAGUGCUUCGAGCUCAGAGGAAUAUUCAACUAUUUGCGGCUGGAUGGGUCGCUGAACGUGAAGCAGAAGGAGGAAAUCCUGAAGUUGUUUAGUUCAACGAGCAGAGGAUCGAAGGAAGAUGCAGGAUUGAAGAAAAAGGCUCUAGGGAGUGAGUACAUGGCAACAGGAAGUGAGGACAAGGCUCUAAGAAGUGAAAAGGCAACAGGAAGUGAGGGCGAGGCUCUAGAGAGUGAGGAAAAAGCUUUAAUAAGUGAAAAGUCAACAAGAACUGAACAGGUAACAAAAAGUGAAGAGGUGGCAGUUUUACAUGGUAGCACGGGUGCCAGCGAGAGUUUAACAAAGGAAGAGGCAACAGUCACAGAAGCACUUGGGAUUAGCACCAGUAGAUCCACGGAGUCAACGAGCAGGGCACGGACGAGAGUAGAUACGGGCUACAGAAUCAUGCUCAUAAGCACGAAAGUGGGAGGAAUAGGACUAAACCUGACGAAAGCAAACAACGUUAUACUGAUGGACCAGAGCUGGAACCCGCACAACGAUCUUCAGGCGGAAGACAGAGCACACAGAAUAGGCCAGGACAAAACAGUAAACAUAUACAAGCUAUUCACAAAAAACACAAUAGAGGAACACGUUAUCUUCAAGUCAACAAACAAACUGUACCUAAACCAGCUGUUCAACGAAGCAUAG
Messenger RNA from Theileria orientalis strain Shintoku, 3804 nucleotides. Its product is annotated as DEAD-box family helicase. The transcript has 7 exons. The record is from RefSeq and is a predicted model, not a curated record. The coding region runs from base 1 to 3804 and encodes 1267 amino acids. Gene Ontology annotation, molecular function: ATP-dependent chromatin remodeler activity; DNA binding; chromatin binding. Gene Ontology annotation, cellular component: nucleus. Lineage: Eukaryota; Apicomplexa; Aconoidasida; Piroplasmida; Theileriidae.